AUGCAACAAAAAAAGUUAUAUAGAACAAUGCAUUUGGUUUGUGACAACAAUAAAAAUUAAGAUAGAAUAUAACAAUUAAUAUAUGAUAACUUAAUUGUUCAAUAUGCUCAGAAUGAUUAACUAAAUGCAAAUGUAUAGUUAUAAAUGAUAUAUAGCUUAUUACAGCAUAUAUAGAAGAUUUUUUUUAAUAAUUCAAUACAAAAGAUGCAAUUAGAAUUUUGAGGGAAGAAGUGAAAUAAGCUGUUGUCAAAUCAAAAGAGGAAAAAAUAAUGUUGAUUUAGAAAUUAAAUUAAAGAAUUUAAAGUAUUAUAUUUAAGAUUCUUAGAGAGAUAAAAAGAAUAGGAGUUAAAGGGCAAGGAAAUCUUAAAGCAAGAAAACUAAAUUAUGGAAAGAAAAGAAGAAAUAUAAUAAUAAAAAAAUUAAGAAACUUAAAAAUAUUUAAAGAAUGAUAAUGUAAUUGAUGAUCAAAAGAGAAAAUCAAUAUAUAAAGUUGAUGGUUAAAUUGAUGAAUGGGGUGCAAUAAUAAGAUACAAUACUUUGUAAUUUUAAAAGGAAAUAGAGGAAGAAAAAAAGAAAAAAAUUGUACAUAGACAAAGGAUAAAAGAAGAUUUAGAUAAAUAAAUAGCUGAGAAAGAAAAAAAUAAAUAAAAGGAUAAAUAAGAUGACUUAUUAUAUUAUACAAUAAGUUUAUAACAAUAAAAAGACUAUGAAAGAUAAUAAGAACAGAUAAAUGAAUAAAAAAAGUAGUAAGAAAUAUUUGAAAAGAAUAUAAGGGAUCAAUAAGUUCAUUUAAAUAAAAAACAAAAGUAAAAAUUAAAAUUGAAGUAGGAAAGAAUAAAAUGUUUAUAUUAAAUAAUAAGAUGAUGAGAUGCUUUAAAGAAUUAAGAAAGAGAUAAAAGCAGAGGAUGAAUUAAAUAAAAGAAAGAAAAUGGAAUAAGUAGAAAAAUUAUAAUAUUCAAUUAAAUAAAAUGAAUAUUUAAGAUUAAAAGUAAAAUUUUUGAUAGAAUAUAGGCAAAAGAAGAGAUUAUAAGAAAUAAUGAGCAAGAAAGAAAAUAAUAAGAAUUAUUUAUUUUAAAUGAAGAUUUGUAAAAUAAAAGACUUGAGAGAUUAAGAAGGGAAAAAAUAGACUUAAUGAAUUCUAACUAAAAUAAUUAUAGUUAGUAGACAAUAAGGUAAAAACAAAAUAAUAAGGAUAUGAAUGAAUCAUUAGAUGAUUAUUGGCUUAAUAAAAGAGAUGAGUAUGAAAUUUAUUAAAUUUGAGAAAUAACUUAAACAAAAGAGAAAAAUAAAUAUAACUUUAUAGUGUACUUGAUAAGUAGAUUUUAGAGAAAAAAAGAAAAUAGACUUAAGAAAAAUCAGAAAAAAAAAUAGUUUUUGAAAGUGAAUUACAAGAGUAAAAAGAUGUAUAAAGAAAAGAGGAAGAAAGAAGAAAUGUAUAAAAUAAUAGAUAAUAAUAGUAUAUCAGAUAAAUGUAUUUAAAGAAUGCAGAGGAAUUAAAAAAAUAGAUAGGAAAUGUACAAAAUGGAUCACCUUUGAAAUUAAAAGGAUAAUCUUUUGAAAGGAUGGGUGAAUAGGAAUUAUUAUAAAAUAAGAAGAUACUUAAAAAGAUAGCAAAUGAAUCAGCAUUAGGAAUUUAAGUAAAAAAGACAGAAAUCUAAUAUGCUGAAUGA
Messenger RNA from Paramecium sonneborni, 1670 nucleotides. Lineage: Eukaryota; Ciliophora; Oligohymenophorea; Peniculida; Parameciidae. The record is from the annotation of a GenBank genome assembly.